This is a messenger RNA of Pocillopora verrucosa, 4500 nucleotides long. RefSeq names its product transient receptor potential cation channel subfamily A member 1. The record is from RefSeq and is a predicted model, not a curated record. Gene Ontology annotation, biological process: transmembrane transport; monoatomic ion transport. Gene Ontology annotation, molecular function: monoatomic ion channel activity; protein binding. Gene Ontology annotation, cellular component: membrane. Lineage: Eukaryota; Metazoa; Cnidaria; Anthozoa; Scleractinia; Pocilloporidae.
UUUCCAGUGGUGUUUUAUUUAACAGAUAUUGCCGAGUGUAUGAAGAGAUUCAUUUUUUAAAAUUAUUUAUUCAGUGAGCGGCUUGCAUUAUUGUUGGCACUGAUGAAAGAUGAACUUACUCAAUAGACAACAGUAUGAAAACUUUUUUAAUCCUAUUUCGACGAAGUGCCAGCUAGCUGAACAAUGAUAAAUUACUCUUGUCGUAAUUUUUACCGGGAAUCAGCGACCAUAGAGCGAUCGAACAGCACUCUUCGUAUAAAUCAAUAUCAUCAGCAUAUUGGUGUUUUUCAAUUGAGCCAUGGAGAAUAUUAUUAUUUUUUUGCUAACGAUUAAAGAAACAACCUGCAAACCUAUUUCAUGAGUUGAUCAGAGAGCACUUGAAGGAUUCUUAACGUUCUUGUAAUGGCAACAAACUGGGAUAAAGUCAAGUAUAUUUCCCGUGUGAGACCAGACUCUGAUUAUGGUUUGUUCGAUGACUGCAACGACUCGUUAGACGAAUGCGACGUGCGAGUAAAAAUUAAUGAGGUAUUGAGAGAACCAAACGAAAAUGGCUCAGAAACACUUGUUCAUCGAUUGCAUCCGUCUUCGACUCAUCUUCAAACAAAUUUAAAGCGCAGUUCUCGCGACGGAUUAUGCUUGUCAGUUCCACAAGACAUCGGAAGAAGAAGUAUUUUGCGAUUGCAUCGGGAGAACUCAAACGAAGUCGCCAUUGAGAAAACCUCUGUAAUGACCAGCGUAAGCAUGAAUUUGUUGCCGCGGUAUGGUUCCGAUUUAAAUGAGGAUAUUCUGGCGCGACCACAGCCUUUUGUUAAAACGAACAGACGGGCUUUCGUAAAAGAUUUGUUUUUUAAACAAGAAGAAGGUGAUAGUUAUUACAAAUUGAAGUCAGGUGACUAUGGAGAAAAUGAGAGAGAAACGUUCCACACUUUAUCCAGAAAAGGAAACACCGAAGAACUCAGAGCACUCCUUCAGCAGAAUGAAGACAUCGACAAAAAGGACAGUUAUGGUAAAACAGCCUUACACUGUGCAAUAUCAGCCGGACAAGUCAAUACCGUAAAAUUUCUCCUCCACAACCAUGCAAACCCAAACCUUAAGGACCACAGAGAAGAGGCAGCACUUCACGCCGCAGUGCGUACCGGGAACGUGGAAAUGGUGGAGGCUUUGCUGAACCACAAGACCACCAAUGUUAACAUUGAAGGACGCGGAAAAUACACUCCUCUGCAUAAUGCCGCUCAUUUGGAACACCGAAACGCCCUAGAAAUUUGCCAAAAGCUGCUUGACUGUGGGGCUAAAGUAACAGCAAAGGCAACUGAUCACAUGACACCACUCAGCGUUGCCGCUCAGAAGGGGUCAGCGGAUAUUAUGGCCUUGUUCUUCGAAAAAUGUUACGAAGUCCAGAGGGGUACAAAACAGAAAUUGGACCUUCUUUACGGUGUGGACUCUGAAGGAAGCUCUCUGCUACAUCUUGCUAUAGACAGCGGUGUUUUGAAGGCUGUUAAACUUUGUUUGAAACAUGGUUGCUCUGUGACAGCUGUCAAGCGGUUAAAUGGUGGUACUCCUAUCCAUUUCGCGUGCCGUCUUGGUGCGCCAGUGAUCCUUCAGUGUUUAUAUGAACAUGAACCAGCGGCUUUCCAACACGCUUUGUUGGACAAAGAAUUCAUGACACCUUUACACAGGUGUGCAAUGUAUAAUCAUAUCAGCGUUGUAAAGUUUCUCGUAGAACACGGUGUGGAUCUAAACCCUCGGGAUCGCGAGAAAUGCACCCCUCUACUGUUAGCAGCGGCUCAUGGUUGUUCUGCAGUUGUCUCACUACUAUUGGAAAGUGGAGCGGACGUUACUAGCGAGGAUGACAAAAAACGAACUGCGCUACACUGGGCAGUGGGACAGGACAGAACUAUUGAACGACUUCUUAAGGAUACACGGGUGCAAGAACUAAAACUCGUCAAUCAACAGGAUAUCACAGGAGCCACGGCUCUCCACUAUGCUGCACAGGGAGGUUUCCUAAAGAGCGUGCUCUUACUUUUGAAGAAUGGAACUGAUGCAAGUCUGAAGAAUAAUAAACUUGAAACCUCUCUUCACUUAGCCGCCAGUCAUGGCUGGCUACCAAUCGUUAAAAAACUGAUGGAAGGUCGACAGACACGUUUGAUGAAUGUGGGAAACUUCAAUGAUCACACACCUCUCCAUUUGGCUGCUUCCAACGGACAGGACAAGGUCGUCAAAUUCCUCUUGGACAGAGGAGCUACAAUAGAAAGGGAUACGGACGGCCGGACACCUUUACAUUUCGCCGCAGCAAAAGGAUCACUAAAAAGUGUUCAGUUGAUCUGCUCUUCGAAUCCAAACUGUAUUAAUGUUGAAGAUAACGCUGACCAGGACACCGCUUUGCACCUGGCUGCCAAAAAUGGACAUGCAGCCAUAGUGACGUAUCUGCUAUCCCAUGAUUCCCAGAACGUGACGCAUAACGCUUACAAUCAGAAUGCACUGGAUGUUGCGAUAGAGGCUGGAAAAGAACCUGUCGUGAUGUGCAUUGGAGACCAUUUACGGUGGAGAGAACUGUGUCAUAGAGUUGAAGAAGGCCUUACUCAACUACAGAGCCUUAUUAUAAAGAUGCCGUUGGCUGCAGAGAAAUUUCUUGAUAAAUGCGUAGAAGAAUCAGGAGAUAAAGAAAAAAGUGAAGAUUAUUCGAUAACGUACGACUUUAUGUUGUUACAAGGCAUGCCGGACCUUAGAAAAAACGAUCCUAAGAAGUAUCUGGACAGCCUUCAUACAAUGGUGAAGUACAAACGAGUCAACUGUCUGUCACAUCCUGUAACAGGGGCGAUGAUGAACAUAAAGUGGAGGAGUGUGGGAUGGAAAGCGUACACGAUGAACCUUGGAUUCUACAUUUUGUUCUUAGUCAUGUUGACCAUAAUGACCGUUUUACUAGCAGACGAAGAGAAGUUAAAUUCUCUUCUUGACAUUCCACGCUUCACGAUUGUGGUUAUGAGUCUUUUCCAUCUGUUGAAAGAAAUAUUCCAAAUAUGGGACGAGAAAUUCAAGUACUUGUUGAAGAUAGAUAACUGGAUGGAGUGGUUUUUGUACAUGACAAGUCUUGUCUACAUGUUUCAGUACAGUGGAAAAUUGGACACUGAUCCCAACAGUGAAAAAGAUCAGUAUUCGUACAGCUUGAAGGCGGUCGCUGCAACUGCAAUUUUUAUCGCUUGGGUUAUAUUUGUCCUUUAUUUAAGAAGAUUCUCUACGUUUGGUAUUUAUAUUAUAAUGAUGACAAAUAUUAUCAAAACAUUAGUAAAGAUCAUUAUCUUGUUCAUUCCCUUUGUAAUUGCCUUUGGCAUUCCUUUUUUUCUACUCUUACGGGAAAGAUUUAAGGAUAAAUCAAAUGAAGCAACAAUGUACUUGUUUGAUCGCCUUCCAUAUUCACUGUUCACAACUUUCAUGUUGAUUCUUGGUGAAAUGAAAUACCCGCACACCGUGUUCAAGUAUCAACCGUUACCAUACCCAUGGAUAAGUUAUGUCGUCUACAUCAUCUUCUGUGUCUGUAUGCCAAUCAUUAUCAAGAAUCUCUUGAUCGGUCUAUCGGUCGGUGACGUUAACAGGAUUCUCCAAUCUGCAAAAAUGGAACAACAUGGAAUGCAGGUUGAAUUGCUUCUAGAAUUAGAAAGAGCCACACCCAGGAAAGUUCUUAGAAAGAUCUGGGUCCCUUAUUGUGUAGAAUACCCGAACAAAAGGCGUACGUGGAGACAAAAGUUAGUAGAAUUUGGUUCGCCCAAGAGGCACACAGCUAAUCAACAGACUUAUGUCAAUCCUGCUCUGGUUCUGAUCAGUGACAAAGUCACUAAACUAGGGGAGAAAGUUGAUCAACAAGAAGACAAGUUACAAAAUAUUAUCCGUUUGCUGGGAAGACUAGAUCAAAGGUUGACCGAAAUGUCUCCGGCUGGGAAACCAUUAACUUCUGCUACGGAUGAAAAACCAGCUCUCGCGAGAGAGACUCCGAUGGUUCCCUUCAGCGGCUACGCGCAGGAACGUCAAUCUACAAGAAUGACACGGAGGCCGUCAACGGAAUCAACAGUUUAAGCAGGAGGACCUCUGCAUCUCUGCUGAUGAAGCCAGCACAAACAACUACUAAGGUGGCGUGGGAGUCUUGGAAUGAAGCAUUGCUGCAAAAAACUGAAAAACUCAUAAUUUCUGAGAGGAUGGCGCAACAAGAACUCCGUCGGUUGGAUUUCAGUGGAAAUAAUUUCAAAUUAAAAAAAGUACAAUUUAACCAUUUCAGAAAUGACGCCUGGAGUACCAUGGUGCCGAAGAUUCAUUUGGAAGAAUUCAGAGAGGGCUGGUUCCUUAUCUUGACAUAAAAGGAAAUUUACUUUUAAAUCAGAUGCAAACGAUUUUCUUUGGAUAAUACAGCGCUAAAAAUAGGAGGGGAAAAAAUAUCAUUAAGCUUCAAACAUAAAAGGGAAAUGUUUAGGUUUCUUUUUAAAUCACCGGAAAUAAAAAUUUAAAAAAUCA